CUUACAGCAAGCUAACGUCGACUGGAUGAGGACUAUGCGCUAUUUCACAAGUUAAAUGACGCUUUUUUCGCUCUUUCUGUGUUUCCACCGCGGGUUGAAAAGCGCGGCUGCACCAGCUUAAUUCGGCCAGAAAGCACACUCCCUCUCGCUGACAGCCUGGACCCGAGUUGAGCUCGAUAAUCCCGCGUUUAACUGAGUUUUUUAUCGGCUAACGGAGGGUAGCAGCCACUAGCGUCUGCCCCGCCGCCGCCGCUGCUGCUGCUGCUGCUGCGUUCUCGGUCAUCAUGCAUGCACCGACACGUUUGUUCGGAUGAAACCAACACCCAGCCUCCCUCCCCUGUUCUCUGCGAAAGAAGUGAUGCACCCAAGGGCAUAAACAACACAGCGAGCCAUGUCGGACUGAAAACAAACAAGCGCACGGGCAGGCGGGCAGGGCAGCGGAGAGGCUCCGCCGGCGGCCGUCAACUCACAGCGAGCGGAGCGGCUUUAUUUAGAGGGAGAGCGGAUCAAAAGCUGAGGGCCAGCCUCCACACACACACACACAGACACACACACUCUCUCUCUCUCUCACACACACACAUACAUACACACACACUCAGCCUGUUCGCACCGCCCUCCAGAGACCACCGACAGGAUCAUUUUCGACUCAAACUUGGCAGCCAGAUCCAGCUAAAAUGGGAGAGCAGCCCAUCUUCAGCACUCGGGCCCACGUCUUCCAGAUCGACCCAAGCACCAAGAAGAACUGGGUUCCCACGAGCAAGCACGCCGUCACGGUCUCCUACUUCUUCGACAGUACGAGGAACGUUUACCGGAUCAUCAGUCUGGACGGGUCAAAGGCCAUCAUCAACAGCACCAUCACGCCCAACAUGACCUUCACCAAGACGUCGCAGAAGUUCGGUCAGUGGGCCGACAGCCGGGCCAACACCGUCUACGGCCUGGGAUUCUCCUCCGAGAGCCACUUGGUCAAGUUUGCAGAUAAGUUUGCAGAGUUCAAGGAGGCGGCGCGGCUAGCCAAGGAGAAAUCUCAGGAGAAGACGGAGCUCACCAGCACUCCCUCUCAGGAGUCUGCGCCGGGUGACCUGCAGUCGCCUCUGGCCUCGGAGGGCGUCAACGGCACAGACGACGAGAGAGUCACGCCGGAAACACCUCAGCCCCCCGAAGCCAGAGCAGAGCCCUCCCAGAAUGCACUGCCCUUCUCACACAGCUCGUCCAGCAUCAACAAGCACUGGGAGGCGGAGCUGGCGGCGCUGAAGGGGAACAACGCCAAGCUGACGGCGGCGCUGCUGGAGUCCACGGCAAACGUCAAGCAGUGGAAGCAGCAGCUGGCGGCCUAUCAGGAGGAGGCUGAGAGGCUACACAAACGGGUGACGGAGUUGGAGUGCGUGAGCGGCCAAACAACAGUGAUCAAGUCUCAAAAGACCGAACUCAACCAAACGAUAGAGGAGCUGGAGCUGGCGCUGAGGGCCAAAGAGGAGGAGCUGGAGAGACUCAAAGCAGAGGUCGAGAGUGCCAAUGAGUUCAGGACUCAGAGAGACUCCCUCACACAGAAGCUACACGACACGGAGUCGAGGAACAGCACGCUGGAGGCUCAGCUGGGGGACCUGGAGCAGCGGCUGGAGGGCAUCCAGCUGGAGAGGGAGACCUUCCGGAAGAGCCUGCGCUCCCUGCUGGAGCUGCUCGACAGCAAGAUCUUCGAGCUGACGGAGCUGCGCGACACGCUGGCCAAACUGAUCGAGGGCAGCUAGAAAGACCCCCCCCCCCCCCCCAAACCCCCGCCCCCAGUGACAACACAGCAGCCAGCACUCUGAGGAUCUCUCCAAACCUGCAUGUCGGGCGCGUCAUCGUCACCCACAACUUGAAGUUUCUUUUCUCCCACGUUAAAGUUUACACACGACUUUAUGCAUUUAAGGCGCACACACAAACACACAAACAAACACACAUUUUGCUAUGUUGUUUACAAAAAAGGAAGAAAAAAAAAACAGCCAAGUGAAGCCUUCUCUCUGCUCCACUCUGGAAACUUCUUUUCUUUUGGCUCCUUCGUGUCACAAACUGUUCAUAAAAGACGAUUUUCGCGUUGGUGCAACUGCUUUUUUCUCUUCUUCUUCUUCUUUUUUCUCGUCUUCACUAAAAAUGAUGAGAAAAACCCACGUCAGCCAAAAUAACCUCCUCCACACUGAGAUUUUUUUUUUUUGUUUUGCUUUGUGAACUCCGAGGCCAAAGCAUCGAGGAGGAAGAGGAGGAUGUGGCUUCGAACCGUGGAGGGAUUUGCCAAACCAGGCAGAGAGGAGGACAUCAUUAUGUCUUAUAUUCUUAUAAAAAUAUAUGAGCAAUACACAGAAAGAAAAAAAAAAAAAAAAGAGGGCGCAUAUCGAGGGU
This is a messenger RNA of Salarias fasciatus (jewelled blenny), 2376 nucleotides long. RefSeq names its product homer scaffold protein 1 (gene homer1). NCBI's taxonomy places the organism in Eukaryota, Metazoa, Chordata, Actinopteri, Blenniiformes, Blenniidae. Gene Ontology annotation, molecular function: G protein-coupled glutamate receptor binding. Bases 675 to 1745 code for a protein of 356 amino acids. The record is from RefSeq and is a predicted model, not a curated record. Gene Ontology annotation, biological process: G protein-coupled glutamate receptor signaling pathway. The transcript has 9 exons.